AUCUCAACUGUCACCUCCCACGUGCACAGAAUCUGACGAGAGCGUGAGGUCUCCGGAGCACGGUGUGCUCCAAUUCAAGAUCUCGUAUGCUGAUCAUGUCACGUACUCUGACGUCGACAUGCGCCAGGACCCGUGCAAGAUUCAGUUGCGAAGAAGAUCUGUGAAGAGGUCCCCUGCAGACGAAAUGAAGCGGCCUUGGCUGAGUUUGAAAUCGACGAUUCGCAGAAAACCACAAUCUUCAAAUUCUCGGUCGUACCGCCAGGUGAACAGGUUCCCAUGGCAAACGGAGUUUCCGACGCUAGCCCUCCCUUGCAAGACGCCGAGUCCCUUGAAGAGGCCAGGGAACGUGAACUUAAGCAACAAUUGCAGGCUCGAAUUCGACGAACUGGAAACAAUGUACAGGCGGGUCCGUCGUCGGCUGCCUCGAAUCAGUCGCAGAAUGAGCCAGGACCAUCACGCACUAAUGCGACACAGCACGACCUCGAUGACGUGAUGUCGGAUGGUGAGGAGAUGAUCGACCUCACGCGAGAUACGGCCGAGCCAGAACCCGAUGAGAAUUUUAUCAAGAUGAUGUAUGAAAUGUUCAAAAUACGACUGGAGAAGGAGGAGAGGGAAAAGAAGAAAGGGAAGGGAAGACAGUACUGAUCUCAG
Molecule: messenger RNA, 651 nt
Organism: Laetiporus sulphureus 93-53
Lineage: Eukaryota; Fungi; Basidiomycota; Agaricomycetes; Polyporales; Laetiporaceae
Exons: 5
Coding region: 119-493 (124 amino acids)
Source: RefSeq, a predicted model, not a curated record